Neurospora tetraspora is the source of this 3011-nucleotide messenger RNA. RefSeq lists its product as uncharacterized. Gene Ontology annotation, molecular function: nucleic acid binding; zinc ion binding. Bases 1 to 2763 code for a protein of 920 amino acids. The transcript is spliced from 2 exons. The record is from RefSeq and is a predicted model, not a curated record. NCBI's taxonomy places the organism in Eukaryota, Fungi, Ascomycota, Sordariomycetes, Sordariales, Sordariaceae.
AUGGGAUACAAGGAGGAGAUGACAGCCUUUGCCGGGCGGCUGGGUGUUCGGACACUCGGCGAACUCUCCCUAAAGGAGCUUGCUGAGCGUAUCGACAGCAAGCCAGAGCCGACCACGCCGAGAACACGGCUCUACGCCUUCAUGACAUGGCUCAGCGACCAUCUCCUGGAAGUCAAAAGCUCUGACGAGGAAUCGUUCAGUCGCGAAAUUGCAACAUGGUGCUUGUUUGUCAAUAAAGCCGGAUAUGACAGUGGCAAUGUGGUCGGAACCUUCGAAGAGUGGCUCUUUGAACACCGCCAGGUUGAGCCGUUUAGUGCUAAACGGCUCAAUAUGGCUGAGCGUGAGGUCAAGAAGUUUUACAGUCUUCCUACAGCGGCGCACCAUCGGUUCGUCUCAGCAGGCGAACAUUAUCAGCCGUCGCCUCCACCGGAGAAGACUUUCCAGCAGUUCCCCUCAGUCAAUGAGGCGUCCGAAGCGCAGCCUAUCGAUGGCUUUGGACAGAUCCACCCCGAUCGCCUCAAGCUGUCCAGGUACAGUGACAGUAACCCUGAGAAAGGCGAAGUCAUCGAUCUAGAUGACUGGCAACGUCCCGUCGUUGACAUCAGCUCCGAUGAGGAUGCAGAUUCCAAAGCAAAGAAUAAUUUGUCUUUCCUCACCGGAGCAAACCGAAUGGUCUUUGGCGACGAUGAGACCAACUUGACCACUGACCUUCAGGAAAAGAUGAAAAAAAAGAAGAGAAGCAAGACACAGACGAUGCAGUCAGGGCCAACUUCAGUUCAAACCAAAAGGAAGAACAAGAACCCCUGCGGUCGUUGCGGUGUCCCUGGACAUUACCAUACGCAAUGCCCAACCAACCUCGAUCCGUUGUUUGACAAGAGUCCGCCCAACGAAUACAAAUGUAACUUUUGUAACAGAUAUGGUGACCACUAUGCGACAGUCUGUAAGAGAAAUAUGAACCCUACAUCGCUCACUCAGCAGAGAAAGCGAUAUGCCGAACAAAGACGUCAAUUCCACCCCAGAAGAAGUCGGAGUAGCUCGCCCCUGAGGGAGCCGAAAGACAAACGCCACUUUGGAAGGGAACGAUCACCACACAGGGAGCCCAAAGAUAGACAUCACUACAAUAGGGAGAGUUCGCCCUAUAGGGAGUCAGAGACCAAAUAUCACGUCGAUAGGGAUAGGUCGAGAGAGAGGAGGAGGUCUCGGGAGAGAUACAGAAGAAGGCGUAGCAGAUCCAGAUCCAGAUCUCAUUCUCCUCCCCGGCAGGCUCUACGAAGAAGAGAUAACCACCGGGCCAACAGGGAGUAUCGGUUGAAACACUCGUCUCCCGAACCGAGCUUUCGGGAACCAGAGCUAUCUUCUCUGCCUCAGUUUGGGGCCCUAGACUACGAUGAUGCGUUCGAACAUAUGCACGAUGCGCCCUACCAGCCUUUGAUUUCACGACCCGCGGAUGUUAAAAUUCGAGGGCGAGGAAGUUCUUUCUACUACGAUGACAACGCAGAGGGAUCUAUCCCCGCUUCUGCCUACGGAAAUGAGGACCUGAUGUCCCGCAUGAGGCGCCGGUCACAAGAGCCGGCGCCUCAUCAGGACGAUCACGUUGAUCGUCUAACUUUGGACAAGGGAUUCCUUCUCACCGAACUGACAGAUUUGAUUGCCAGCACCACCGUCUCGCCUCUGGCACGAGCUCCCAUGAAGAAUAGGCUGCCAGAAGUGUUCAAAAAUGACUUGCGGCAGUCUUCUGGAUCUUGGGUGAUCGAGCCGACCAUUAACACUACUUGGGUCAAGCCGGAACCAGUCCCGGAUGUUGUACGGGAGCCCUCACCUCCUGUGGAGCUGGGUGUUACGGAGAAGAGACUUGACGGUCAUCGUAGUACUCAGUAUCAUCCGGCCGUCUUGGAGCUGUUCAAGAACCGGAAGAAUGUCUGGCUUCACAAGGUUGAAAAGGCCACGCGCGCCCAAGCAUCGAGUUUCUUCUGGGACAAAGACCCAGAGGAGGACGAUAUGGAUGUUUCAGCUGAUCCUGAUGCUGAUGCUGGCCUUGAAUCGGCCAGGGACACAGCCAUGACGGAAGCCGAGCCCGUUGCUCCGGCCGUCACUGAUGCCGACAUUGUCGCUAUAGUCAACAGUGAGGCCGAGCCUCUUGCCAUGUUGACUGAUACCCCCCAGCGUGCUAAUUCCACGCCGGCUAUCGAUGUCGUGAUGGAGAAUCAUAUGACAAUGCAGAUUCUCUAUCGCGAUGAAGACGAAGUCAGAACUCAUCAACCCGGCGGAGACGGUCGGGUUGGCUUCAAGCCAGCUGUCGAUGUUGUUAUGGAGGAUGCUGAGCCUCUUGACGUCUCUGCGGUUGUUGACGUCCCCGAAGCGGUUGACGUCUCUGCAAUUGUCGAUAAGAUCAUCGCUGAUAUUGAACUCUCUGAAGCGGCAAAAACUGCUUCUGAACCGGUUGAGAACGAGUCUCCUUCUGUUCAGUUCACGACGAGCUCGGAGACCCUCAAUGCGCCGAAGACAGUUAAUCACGCUUUGGUUGAGAGCGCUGAUAUCGUCCGCGAAGUCGAGCCUGAGCAUGCGACCACAACAGAUGACAAUGACCAUGACAAUGGCACGCUCAAAGAGGGUACGCAAGAUGUCGGUGACGGUGUCAGCUCUGACACGGUCAUCAAAGACGUGAUCUACGUCAAAACAGACCCCGAACCCGCCGAGACCGAGCCUUCUCAGCCUGAAGAGCAGGCGGACAUCACAGUCCUCGAUGGGUCGCAGGCGCAGUAGUGUCUGCACUGGACCCCAGGGCCGUCUGUCGACAAGCUGAUAACAUGUGCCAGGGGCUGCUCUGGUUCAGGGCGUCAAAUGCCUCUGGGGGUCUCGAUUUUGAAUUCGAUACAGACUUUGAGAGAGCGAACAGUUAUUUCGAAUUGCACAUCCCCUUCAUUGCAUAUCCAGCUCAACGGACGUCUAUCCAUGGCCGAGUUUAGUUUCAUAUUAACAUCACUCUGCAAUUUCUUUGGAGGCUUGGACAG